Molecule: messenger RNA, 2403 nt
Organism: Silurus meridionalis
Lineage: Eukaryota; Metazoa; Chordata; Actinopteri; Siluriformes; Siluridae
Gene: lhx4
Product: LIM homeobox 4
Exons: 6
Coding region: 275-1372 (365 amino acids)
Biological process (GO): neuron differentiation; regulation of transcription by RNA polymerase II
Cellular component (GO): nucleus
Molecular function (GO): RNA polymerase II transcription regulatory region sequence-specific DNA binding; DNA-binding transcription factor activity, RNA polymerase II-specific
Source: RefSeq, a predicted model, not a curated record
UGCACGCGGGCGCGUGCGUCUGCGUCUAUGUGCGCGCUGAGAGAGAGAGAGAGAGAGAGAGAGAGAGAAGGGGAGGAAAAAGGGAAAAGAGACGCGUCCCAUCCUUCUCAUGCUCUCUGUUUUGAGGAGUUUUUUAAUUUUCCUGUCUGGAGAGCUCCGAGCACGGACACGCGCCUGAAUGUGCUCGUGUAUGGCUGUGUGUGAGUGGGUGUGAGUGUGUGUGUGUGUGUGUGUGUGUGUGUGUGGGAGUGUGUGUGUGUUUUUAUCAGAGCGGAUGAAAAUGAUGCAGAGCGCCUCCGUGUUGCCCAGCGAAAGCGCCGCGAAGCCCGACAUGCUCGUCCCACUGCAGCAAGUCCCGGAGUGUGCGGGAUGUAACCAGCGUAUCUUGGAUAAGUUUGUGUGUAAGGUUCAGGAUCUGCACUGGCACUCCACCUGUCUCAGGUGUGCAGAGUGUGACGAGCUGCUGAAUGACAGGUGUUACUGCAGAGGAGGACACGUCUACUGCAGAGAACACUUCUACACGCGUUUUGGGACGAAGUGUGCGUCGUGUCAGCAGGGCAUCCCUCCUUCUCAGGUGGUGCGUAAAGCGCAGGACUUCGUUUAUCACCUGCACUGUUUUUCAUGUGUGAUGUGCAGCAGACAACUGGCCACGGGAGAUGAGUUUUACCUGAUGGAGGACGGCCGGCUCGUCUGCAAGGUCGACUACGAAACCGCAAAACAGAAUGAUGACUCAGAGUCAGGAGCGAAACGUCCUCGUACUACCAUCACGGCCAAACAGCUGGAGACGCUGAAAAGUGCAUAUAAAAACUCUCCUAAACCGGCACGGCACGUCCGAGAGCAGCUCUCCUCCGAAACAGGACUCGACAUGCGAGUAGUACAGGUGUGGUUCCAGAACAGACGAGCGAAGGAGAAGAGAUUGAAGAAAGACGCUGGACGCCAUCGAUGGGGUCAGUUUUUUAAAAGCGUGAAGCGGAACAGAGGAGCAACGAAGGUGGAGAAGGAAAGCUCGGCUGAGGAUGGAGGGAUCAGUGACAGCGAGCUCAGCUUCAGAGACGAUCAGAUCCUGUCAGAACUGAGUCACGUGAACGGCCUGUACGAGAGCGUCGCGGACGUUUCCGGGGGCAACGUGAUGAACAGCGGUUUCUCAUUAGAGGCUGCAAGUCCUUAUUCACCCUCAUCCAUCAGCUCGCUGCCUGGACAUGCCCACCUACUUGGAGGUGUGGCCUUCAGCAUGGAGGGGCUAGCAGGGUCGGCAGGUCAGCCGCUCCGAGCCGUGACCUCCGACCUUUCUACGGGCAGCAGCACCGGAUACCCUGACUUCCCCACAAGCCCUGCAUCCUGGCUGGAUGAAAUGGACCACGCCCAGUUUUGAAGGUCAAAAGAUCAUAGACACAAGGAACAAAAAAGAAUUCUGGGGAUUUUUUUUUCUCUCGGACGUUGUGAUUUUAGUCUAGCGCAGUUUACGAAGGUCAUGAAGACGUAAAAAGAAAACAAAAGAAAUAAUGGACACUACAAAGUGCACACUUUCCUGAAAGGACACUAUUUUGGUUUUAAUAUUUUGGUUCCUGAUAAUCAAAGUUUUAUCAACUUUCUUUUCUUCGUCUGUGUUGGAUUAAUCCAUCUACAUGAUUUUGAUUCUGUAAAGAGUGUGUGUGUCAUAUAGUUGCAAACAUACACACAUUACAACAUUACAGGGACACGAGUCACACACUCCUGCCCUUUUUCCACUACUGUUUUUAAUGCACCCUUGCUGACUUAGAUGAGCAAUCAAGUCAACACCGCUGUAUACUUUCAGGAGCACAACUUACCCAGAAGGCUUUGCUGCAAUCUGAUGACGUGCAAAAGAGCGCAAAAUGUUUACUGCUAGCUAAGAGCCAUGCUAGCAACUUAAGCCACUGUACAGGAUGCUUAAUGCUGGUUUGUGUUCCUUUUAAACAACUUGCAACAAGUGCACUUUUUUGGGGGGGAAAGUCACAUUAUCAAGGGCGUGUUAAAAACAGUACCAGAACGUUCACCCAUACGGCAUGGCUGUGAUUGUUAGCAUUGAAGCUACAAGCUAUCCGGUAGCACCAGAUAAUGCAUGUUCUUUUAUAAUGACAAAACCAACAGUGACGUUUAAGCCUUCUGAUUGGCUACAGACUUAAAGCCCCGCCCCCUUCCCCACACUAAUGGGAGAGGAAUUACUGCACAAGAGUUCGAUCAAUUUUCUUCCAGCGGCGCAAAAGCAGCGGCACAAGGUUCAGAUUUUGUAUUGAGUGCACUACCAAGAACUGAGGCACAUUUACAAUCUUUUUUUUGAAUCCAUUUUUAGUUACAUUUAUUGUUGCUUGAUUUUUGUCAUUUACGUUGUAGUAGCUACAGCUCCUUUGGUCUUCGAGGUAAUAAAAAAUUAACAUAAUGUGA